AUGGCUUUAUUGUAUGCGUGCUGUCGUGUUGCUGUAGCAAAUACUGAUGUGCCAAUGAUUUGCGUCAGUUAUAGUGGCUACUAUGAUCUGCAAUGUGUGUCAACAUCAUCCAGAAAGGAUCCGGCACUUCGCAAUGGGUCAGAUUGGACCUGCCCAGCGUGUUCGUCAAAGCAACCAAAAACUGUUAAAAAUGAUAAUACACCCGUUCGCAUGCCGGCGCGCAAACAAUGUGAUACCGACAACCUUAAUGUUACAGUACGUAAUAAAAAUGUGAAAAAACAAUCUCCCUCUGGUUCAUCGGUGUCAGUGAUAGAAAACUCAACAGACUCUUCUUGCGACCUACGUAGUUUUAUAAGACAGGAGAUUUCAGAGCUAAAAAGAGAUCUUGAAUUUAGUUUCAAAAACUUUAUAAACUCCGAGCUUAAAAUCAUUAAAGACGAGGUGCAGGAAAUAAAAAUGUCCAUAGCUUUCAUUAAUAAUAAGUAUGAUGAGAUGAAAGAACGAUUUGAAAUAUAUGAUAAAUGCCUAACAUCGGUAAACAGCUUGAGUAAUGACAUCGGUAUACUUAAAUCAUCACUGGCAAAGUUGGAGCAUGAAAAUAAUGUUAGAGACCAAUGGGCGCGGCGUUCCAAUAUUGAAAUUUGUGGCAUUCCCGAGAAGAAAAACGAAAAUCUCUUCGAGGUUAUUGAGCACAUAUCAGAGCACGUCAAGUUUUCUUUUAACAAAUCCGAUAUAGAUUUUAUACCUCGCGUUGCACCCUCUAAUAAGGACUUUAAAAAACCUAAGCCUAUUAUUGUUCGGUUUUUAUCGAGAUAUAAUAAAGACGACUUUUUGAGCAAAACAAAGCAACUUAAAAGCCUAAAAGCGUGUGAUCUUGGUUUUCCUAGUAGUCAAUCGUUGAUAUUUUUCAACGACCAUUUAACCAGUUUAAAUAAGUCUUUGUUACGCCAGGUGAAAAUUAAGGCGAAAGAUAAUAACUAUAGAUUUGUAUGGGUUAAAAACUGUAGUAUUAUGGUUAGAAAGUCUGAAUCUAGUCCUAUUUUACACAUAAAUAAUACGGCGGAUUUAUUCAAAAUAAAA
Brenthis ino (lesser marbled fritillary) is the source of this 1080-nucleotide messenger RNA. The record is from the annotation of a GenBank genome assembly. Lineage: Eukaryota; Metazoa; Arthropoda; Insecta; Lepidoptera; Nymphalidae.